This is a messenger RNA of Pelobates fuscus (common spadefoot toad), 2311 nucleotides long. It is a transcript of the gene FEZ1, whose product is annotated as fasciculation and elongation protein zeta 1. Gene Ontology annotation, cellular component: cytoplasm; axon. NCBI's taxonomy places the organism in Eukaryota, Metazoa, Chordata, Amphibia, Anura, Pelobatidae. The transcript is spliced from 10 exons. The record is from RefSeq and is a predicted model, not a curated record. The coding region runs from base 792 to 1970 and encodes 392 amino acids.
UCCUCUCUCCCCAUCCUUGCUCUCUCUCUCAUCCUUGUUUCCUCUCUCCCCAUCCUUGCUCUCUCUCUCAUCCUUGUUUCCUCUCUCCCCAUCCUUGCUCUGUCUCUCUCUCUCAUCCUUGUUCCCUCUCUCCCCAUCCUUGCUCUGUCUCUCUCUGUCAUCCUUGUUCCCUCUCUCCCCAUCCUUGCUCUGUCUCUCUCUGUCAUCCUUGUUCCCUCUCUCCCCAUCCUUGCUCUGUCUCUCUCUCUCAUCCUCGUUCCCUCUCUUCCCUUCCUUGCUCUCUCCGCCUUCACCAUCCUCGUUCUCUCUUUUUCUCCCAUCCUCUCCCCCCCCUCCUUGCUCUCUCCCCCUCUCUGUAGCCGUGCUCUCCCUCUUGUCUCCUUGCUCCAUGUUGUAAGAGAAUGCUGCUGUUCCUGCCUUCUCUCUGACUCUGUUCGUGUUGAUGCUGGCCAGUUGCUGCCUCCUGUUUGCUACGCUGGGAGGGACCAUUCUCCAUUCUCUUGUCAGCAAGUCCUGGAGGCAAUGAAUAUUCAUGAGUAGUUGAGGCAGGGCUGUGCCUUUAGAGCUGUGUGUCUCUCCAGCUUGGCUGGCUUCUUGCUGUAUGGGGGCCCUGGGAUUGUUUUGCAUUGUAUAUCCUUCCAAGGGAUCUUAAAAUCCGGCAUCUCCUCCGAACAGAUCCAUGGAAUAAGAUGUUCACAUCCUGAUCUGCCAUUGUGCUGGAGCUGAGACCCUCUGCAGACAAGCUGAAAAUCAUACAAUACUGCGUGUCUCCACCCCCGAGGAGCUCAGAGAUGGAGGCACCGCUGGUAUGCCUGGACGAGGAGUUUGAGGAUGUUCGUUCUUACUCUGAAGAACGAGAAGACAAAUCUCGGAAUAUUUAUAUAUCCUCUAAUAGACACCUGGAGGAUGCCUCCCUCUCCGAGUUGGAAAACUUCAGCUCCGAGAUAAUUAGCUUUAAGUCCAUGGAGGAUCUCGUCAAUGAAUUUGAUGAGAAGCUGAAUGUUUGCUUUCGAAAUUACAACACCAAAACUGAGAAUUUGGCCCCGGUGAAGAACCACCUGCAAAUCCAAGAGGAUGAGGAGCAUCUGAGAGAUGAAGAGGUCUGGGACGCGCUCACUGACAAUUAUAUUCCGUUAACAGGCGAGAAAUGGAGAGAUCAGAGCCUGGAGUCACUGAACGGAAACAUGUCAGAAUCUGAGUUUCAUGAAAAAGAGGAAGAGGAGCUGAAUGAGAAAAGCGAAGUUGAUUCUGGGAUUAACGAGGAGCCUUUACUCACCGCCGAUCAGCAGGUUAUUGAAGAAAUCGAGGAGAUGAUGCAGAAUUCUCCAGACCCAGAGGAGGAAGCAGAGGAUGAAGACCAGGAAGCUGCCGAUAUAUCAGUUCAUUCUGAUACUGUCCUCCUACAGGAGAUGCAGGCUCUCAGCCAGACAUUUAAUAACAAUUGGUCCACAGAAGCAGGUUUGCAGCACAUGACCAGUAUGGAACUGGCGGAGUUACUGGAGCGGGUGGAACGGGCGAUAUGCGAGUAUUCGGAGGAACUGGUGCAGCAGUUGGCGAGACGGGAUGAGCUGGAGUUUGAGAAGGAGGUGAAGAAUUCUUUCAUCACAGCCCUGAUUGAGGUGCAGAACAAACAGAAAGAACAAAGGGAACUGCAGAAAAAGAGACGGAAAGAGAAGGGGAUGAGCCUACAGAGUAACCGCACAGAAAGAAAUGGGCAGAUGCCAAUGAAGCGUUUCAGCAUGGAGGGGAUCAGUAACAUUCUACAGACCGGGAUCAGACAGACGUUUGGGAAUUCUGGGAGUGAGAAACAAUAUCUGAACACCGUCAUUCCAUACGAAAAGAAACCCAGCCCUCCCUCUGUUGAAGACCUGCAGAUGCUGACAAACAUUCUCUUUGCGAUGAGGGAGGACAGUGAAAAGGUUCCUAUGUUAUUAACAGACUACAUUUUAAAAGUGCUUUGUCCAACCUAAUCCGUGCCAUGGAGUCUGGACCCAGAGGGAGGAUGUCACAGAUCUGGGACUGCAUGGUUUAACAAAGUAUUUCCAUAUUUCAAACCACACAUAGCAUUAACCCAAACAGACGUGGGCCCCAUUACCUACUCAACCUGUACUCACUCUCAUCUUAGAGUAUUCUUUAAUCUGGAAUUAAACCCACAAUUCCUUGUGUUUACACACGUUUCUUGUGUCAUGACAAAAGGAUUCUCCCAGAAUUGUCGCCAUAAAUAACUCCAUCUAGAUCAUUGAACUGAUAACAUGAUCCUAAACCUACAACAUUAUUUGUAGGAAUGAUUAGAAAAAUACACCACCCCAUG